AUGCUUUUUUGUAAGGGAGAACCAUCUCAUAUAAGGAAUAAACUUUCCAUAAAUUUAAAUGAAGCGACUAUUUUCGAUUAAAUAAUCACCAAUUAUACUAAAAAAGGUAUCCAGCCAAUAGUUUAUGCAUAAAAGGAACUAAAUAAUGAAAAAGCAAUGAGAUAUAUAGAAGUUUAUAAAGGAAUAUAGACCAAUCCUUAGGCAUAGGAGGAAGAACUUAAAUAACUAGGCAUUGAAUUCGAGACAGAUUUAGAAUAUGUGGGCAUUUGUGGGUUUUAGAAUAAAAUAAAUAAAGAAAUAAGACCACUUAUAGAUUUUGUAUAGAAUUCUAAAAUGAAUUUGUAUGUACUUUCGAAUGAGAGUCAAGAACAGGUUUUCAAUAGUGCUAUAAAUGCUAAAAUAUCGGAAGGAUUUGGAAAAAACGCAAAUAAAUCUUAUCUUUUUAUCAGUGAAAACAAGCAUGAUGAAGUGUGGAAUUAAAUCCGUUCAAUUUUAAACGAAUUAAAAGAGAUUUUUUCCUAAAAAGAAAAUCCCGAAAAUAGUAAUUUAUAAGCAGAAAACAAAAAUUCCUUAAAAUAAAUAAAAUCUCUUGAAGAAAUAAACAAUGAAGAACAAUACUUAAAAAAUUUCAAUUAAAAAAAUAUCAACAAAAAAGAUUAAAUCUACCAACUUCAUUUAAACGGAAAAUCCUUCGAAAAAAUUAUCCAAGAUAAAUCUCUAUUACAGCACUUUACAUUUAUACUUUAAUUCUGCAAAAUAGUAAUAGGUUAUAAUAUUGACGCGAAAAUAAAAGGAUAACUAGUAAAUAUAGUUAAAAAUAAAAUGCUUUUUCAUCCCAUAGUUUGUGCCAUAGGAGAUGGUUACAAAGACUUCCAAAUGAUGAAAAACGCAGAUAUAUCAAUAGAAAUAGUGCCCUAAAAUCAAAAUAUUAUAUAAGUAAAUGCUGGUGAUAUAUAAAUAUCUAAUUUAGGUUAAAUAAAAGACCUUAUUUUAAUAUAAGGAAUGAGUGUAUUUUUUAGAACUUAAAAUGUGGUUUAUUUUUUAUUUUAUUAAGCUCUACUUUUCGGAAUGCCCUUGUUUUAUUUUAAUUGGUAUUCCUCUUUUUUAGGAACUUCCUUUUUUGAAUCCAUAUGGGUUUUUUUUUACAAUUUUAUCCUAAACACAACCACUUUGGUUACAUAUGGAGUUUUCGACAAUCCGUUUAAUAAUACUGUACUUAAAUUUUUCCCUUCCUUAUACGUAGCCGGAUAACUAGAAAAAGACAAAAUACUUACCUCUUUUCUGCUAAAAAGUGUACUCGAGGGAAUUCUUUAAGGCACAAUAAUAUACUACGUAUCUAUAUAUAUAGUUUCUCGUUCUUUAAGUUUAGAAGGCUAUGUUUCUGACUUUGGAAUGAUAUAAAUAGUAGUAUUAUAUAGUAUUAUUGUAGUCUUUAACUUCAAAAUAGCCUUUUGGUGUUAAAGUCAUAAAGUCUAGUGUAUAUGGAUUAGUUAAUUAAUUUUUAUAGCCAUGGUUGUAGGUUAUGUUUAUAUAAACUAAGAAGGCUAUUUUGCAAGUUGGAAUUGGGUAAUUACUUCUGCUUAAAUUUUCAAUAGAGAAGAUACUAUUUUUUGCUUGGUUUUUAAUAUUUUAUGCUGCCUAGUUUUGUCACAUUUUGUUAAUGUUUUUUUAGUUGAAUUUCUAUUGCCUAAUACUUAUUAAUAAUAAAGUAUUUAUAUUAGUUAAAAUAAAAUAAGUUGGAAAAGUCUCACAAAUGAACUUAUUAUUGAAUAAUGUUUAAAAAGAGAAAUCGAUUUAGGAAAUUUAAUUAAAAAAAUCUUCAAAAAAUCAUCUAUUAUUGAAUAAUCAGUCCUUGACAUGGUAAGUGCAUGUGAAUCAGAUGUUAGUGAUAUGUAAUUAAAUGUGUUUUCUCUUACUUUUAAAGACUAAAAAUUAGAAAAGAAAUAUAAAUAUGAACGCAUGCCUUCAAGUUCUUAUAACUUUAGAAUAAUGUAUACAAUAGUAAUUAUAAUACUUGGAAUUUUCACGAUAAUAGAUUCUAUAUUAGACUCGUAAUUAGAUUAAAUAAAAGGUUUUAUCCGUGCUAGUUUUGUGAUAUUUUAUUUCAUCCAAAUAUUAAUAAUAUACCAUUAUAAAUUUCAAUAAUACUAUUACAAAUUAUGCUUUUGGCUCUUAUUUACAGCCACAUCAUGUAAAAUAAUAUUAGACUGGAUAGGUUUAUCAAUUAAUACAUCAAUGGUAACAAUGAUUGGUACAUGUAUAUUGACAUUUAAUUUCAGUUUAAAUAUAUGGGAAAUAUUAUUAUUAAAUAUAAUAAAUACAUCAAGUUUUAUUGCCAAAAUAAUAUUUUUAUAUUAUGACAAGAGAUAUAAUAAAGUAAACAAUAUAAUAGAAAGUGAUUUAAAUAAAUUCUUUUUAAUCGCUUCUUUUGUAAUAAUGUUAUUUUACGUUUUUUUACUUUCCAUAUACGUCAUCUUCAAAAACGAAAAAAAAAAAAGGAAAUACUUCAUAGCCUAACAAGACAUUAAAAACACUCAAAGCAUAAAUGACGGAAUAUUAUCAAUUCUAGUCCCUGAAUUCGUAUAAAAUAAGCUAAACUCAGGUAAAUUUGAAAUGGCAGACGACUAGGACGAAGUAGCUAUUUUAUUCGCCGACAUUUGUUGCUUCGAUGACAUAGUAGAGGAAGAAUAAAACAACAUAGUUCCUUUGUUAGACGAUAUUUUCCGUAUCUUCGACUUAAUAUGUGAAAAAUACGGCGCGUAAAAGAUCGAGACAGUGGGUAAGACCUACAUGGCAGCCACUGGUAUAAAAGAAUGCGAAAUAAAUAUCCCAGAAAUCCUAAAACAACGUGGCAAAGGUGAAAGACUAGUCUCUAUGGCCAAGGAAAUCAUGGAAUAAAUGCAGUACAUAAAAUGGGGUAAAAAUUAAGAACCAAUCCAAUUAAAAAUCGGUAUAAAUAAAGGAGAAGUAAUGGCUGGAGUAAUUGGGAACCCAAAACCUCAAUUUUCCCUAAUAGGAGAUACAGUAAAUACAACAUCUAGAAUCUGCGCUUAGUGUUCUUAUGGAAAGAUCCUUAUUUCAGAAAAAAUCAAAGAAGAAGUAAAAAGCAUGAAUCACUCAUUUAAACCUAUAUCUUGGCAGCCUAAAGGGAAAGACAUGAUGACAGCAUAUUAAAUAGGAGGACUUUAGACUGCUAAAAAGUUACAAGUAGCAGUUUACAGUCUGAAUAAAUUAAAUAUUGGAGAUUAGGAUAAAAAACACGUUAAAAAAGAUAAUAUUAUAAAUGCUUUUAUUUUAGGAAACGGAAGUAAAGUUAAUGUCCCUUAAGGUACUUAUUAAUAAAUAAAAGAUGAAUGUGAAGGACAAGAUCAUGUAAAUUAGAAAAAUCAUAUUCUAUAAUAGUAAGAUGAAUAUGAGGAUGAUGAUGAUGAUGAUGAAGAUUUAGAUUUCGAUAUUAUUGAAGAAAAUCCCUAGUUUUAAGAAGGAGAUAUUAAAAAUAAUUUAUUUUUAGAAUUAAGUCAAAAUGUAAGUGAAUAAACUAUUUAUAAGUUUAAAUCAUAGUUAAAAAAAAAUAAUCUAUAAGUAAAUUAAAUCAUGAUUUUAUUAUUAACUUUACUUUAUUUUAUAAGUACUAUGUUUUUAAUUACAGUAAGGCUUACCCUAGAUUAUUAUUAUAUUAUUUUUGUAUUAAGAGGAAUUUAUUUCUUGUUUUUAAUAUUAGCUUAUAUAAUAUUACCCAAAGCUUUUCUAAAUACAACUUAUAAAUACAUUACAUAGUUUAUUCUUAUUUAUGGAUGUUUUCCUUCACUUUUAUAAGGCUAUUUUUCAAAAUAUGAUGAUUUCCUUCUAAUAUAAAUAAUAGAGGCUUUAAUUAUUUAUAUGACUUCUUCUUAUAUUGUAAUUUUUAAUUUUGUUGAUAUUCUUAUCUAUACUGUACUUAUUAGUAUAUUGUUUAUUGGACUUAAUUAUGAAGAAUUAAGCAUACCAAAUUGUUUCUUUUUCUGGACUUUUUGUACUCUCAUAAUUUAUAAAAACUAUAUAUAUUUAAAACAGACUUACAAAAAUUACAAUUUUACAUAAAAGAUAAACAUGAAAAAAGACAAAAUGUAAAGCCUUGUCAAUUAAUUAUUACCAGCAAUAGCCUUAAAUAAAUUAAGAUCAUAAGGAAAUCUUACUGAUAAAAAAGGUCUUACAGACGAAUUUGAAGAUGUCACAAUUUUAUUUGCAGAUAUUAAAGGAUUUACUGAAUUUUCAGAUAAAGUAAAGGAACCUAAAAUAGUUUUAAAAAUGCUAAAGGAUUUGUUUGAAGGAUUUGACUAAUUAUGUGUUAAAAACAAUGUCUUUAAAUUAUAUACAAUAGGAGAUUGUUAUGUGGUUUUGAGUUUUGUAUCUGCGUAAAGACAAAAUACACAAGAAGAAAAAUGCUAAGAAGCUAAAAAUGUUGUAAAUUUAGGAUUAGAAAUGAUAGAAACUAUAAAUCAUAUAAGAAAGGAUUACAAAUUUUUAAAUAUGAGAAUAGGCAUUCAUACUGGUAAAAAGAUUAUUGGAGGCAUUAUUGGAACAAAAGUAGUAAGAUAUGAUGUAUAUGGAAGAGAUAUCAGAAUUGCAAAUAAAAUGGAAUAAAGUGGUGAACCUGCAAAAGUUAUGAUUAGUAAAGACACAAAAGAUUGGAUAGAAAAAGAAAAAAAUCAUUCUUAUAUUAUUACUAAAGCAAAAGAAGUUGAUAUUGUUAGCAAAAAUAAACCGACUGAAACUAUUAAUACCUAUUAUAUAAAUAAAAAAGCUGAAUUUUAAUGA
This is a messenger RNA of Ichthyophthirius multifiliis, 4797 nucleotides long. RefSeq lists its product as hypothetical. Gene Ontology annotation, molecular function: adenylate cyclase activity. The record is from RefSeq and is a predicted model, not a curated record. Gene Ontology annotation, biological process: cyclic nucleotide biosynthetic process; adenylate cyclase-activating G protein-coupled receptor signaling pathway; intracellular signal transduction. Lineage: Eukaryota; Ciliophora; Oligohymenophorea; Hymenostomatida. The transcript has 6 exons.